AUGAAGACUUCUGCCACUCUUUUGGCCUUUGUGGCCGCUUCCAAUGCCUCGCCUCUUGGUGUCUCUGUCAAGCGGGAUGCCUUUGAUAGCAAGGAUGCCAUGUGCAAAGGAUGGGAUCUCACAACUCCCGAGGGCGCGGACAAGCUCUGGGAAGAUACCUACGCCGGAGCAUCUCUUGACCUCUUCAUCAAGUCUCAGUGGGAACACGAGAACUCUUGGGUGAAGAACCUCGAAGACUUAGUCUCAGGUGGCACAUCUGGCAAGUCCGGUGCUGCCGGCUGCUCGGCUCUUGGAAACGAGUGCAAGCCGUUGAACGACAUGACCUGCGAUGCCCAAUACGACGCAUACGGCAAGACCCCUAUCGGCAAGAACUCCUACUGGAUCUUCCAAGCAGUCAAGGGCAUGCAUGCCAAGUUCAACGAGCUGAAUCGUCAGCUCACCAAGGAGACUCUCAUCAGCGGACUGCAGAUUGGUCAGAUGGUGACCGACUUCCAAGGAAACCAGGACGACCCUGGCGACGUCCUUGGCUGGCUUUCCGCCGCCGCUUCCAUGGGUGGUGCUAGCGGUGGUCUGGUUCCUGGAGCUGGAACUGCCAUCGCUGGUGGCUUCGGCAUGCUCAGCGGCAUCUUCUCUGGACUGGCUGCCUCUAACAGCGCCGAUGAUAUCGAUCAAGGCUCAAUUUCAGCCGCCCUAGCUGACGCUUUCAAGCUAUAA
Colletotrichum lupini is the source of this 714-nucleotide messenger RNA. RefSeq lists its product as uncharacterized. NCBI's taxonomy places the organism in Eukaryota, Fungi, Ascomycota, Sordariomycetes, Glomerellales, Glomerellaceae. The record is from RefSeq and is a predicted model, not a curated record. The transcript is spliced from 4 exons. Bases 1 to 714 code for a protein of 237 amino acids.